UUACCGUGUGUGAACAGUGUGAACUGUGCUGUGCAGUGCAUUCUUCUCCAAUUAUAUCAGCAAAAUAUUGUGAAACGAUAGGAGGAAUCAAUAUUAUUGUCCUCUAUAUUCUUCAAAGGUAUUAAAAUACUAUCGAAACGAACAUUAAAUCGAUGAAAUGUUGAACGUUUCGCUUAAAUUUGGCGGAGCAAUUUCGCGACAAUUUGUGCGUCGUACUUUUGUGUCGGCAAAUGUCGAAAGACAAGGUUUAAGUUCCGAUAAACAAUUCAGCAUUAAGGAUGAGGUUCUCGAUGGUAGGCCACUUUAUCUGGACGCACAAGCAACAACUUCACUCGACCCUCGCGUUCUGGAUUCAAUGCUACCUUACCUGACCUGCUACUAUGGCAAUCCGCACUCUCGAACGCACGCCUAUGGUUGGGAGUCGGAGACGGCUAUGGAAAAAGCGCGAGCUCAAGUGGCCCACCUUAUAGGAUCCGAUCCUAGGGAAAUUAUUUUCACUUCCGGUGCUACCGAGUCCAACAACAUUUCCGUUAAGGGAGUGGCUCGAUUUUAUGGAACAAAAAAGAAGCACAUUAUUACUACACAGACUGAGCACAAAUGCGUACUGGACUCUUGUCGUGCCCUAGAAGCCGAGGGUUUUCGGGUAACGUAUCUGCCCGUGCAAACUAACGGGCUUAUUAGUCUGGAGGCAUUGGACGAAGCUAUUACGCCAGAAACUUCGCUUGUUUCAGUUAUGACAGUAAACAAUGAGAUUGGAGUGAAGCAACCAAUUACGGACAUUGGAAAGCUUUGCAAAUCAAAAAAUGUCUUUUUUCAUACAGAUGCUGCCCAGGCAGUUGGAAAAAUUCCUAUCGAUGUGAAUAAAAUGAAUAUUGACCUGAUGUCGAUUUCAGGACACAAGAUUUAUGGUCCAAAAGGCGUGGGCGCCUUGUUCGUAAGACGACGGCCCCGCGUUCGAGUAGAAGCCAUACAAAGCGGUGGUGGCCAGGAGCGUGGCAUUCGAAGUGGAACCGUACCAACACCUCUUGUAGUUGGGCUCGGUGCAGCGUGUGAUAUCGCCAGUCGCGAAAUGGAAUACGAUCACAAAUGGAUGAAGUUCCUUUCGCAGAGAUUGAUGGACAAGAUAUUCUCGGCAUUGCCGCAAGUGAUUCGUAAUGGGGAUCCAGUGCAUUCGUAUCCAGGUUGCAUAAAUCUUUCGUUUGCCUUCGUGGAAGGUGAAUCCUUGCUGAUGGCCUUGAAGGAUGUAGCCCUGUCGAGUGGAUCAGCGUGUACGUCUGCGUCGUUGGAGCCUUCUUAUGUACUGCGUGCCAUCGGUGCCGAUGAGGAUCUUGCACACAGUUCGAUCCGAUUUGGAAUUGGCCGAUUCACAACGAUCGAAGAGGUUGACUAUACAGCUGAAAAAUGUAUUAAACACGUCACACGGUUGCGUGAAAUGUCCCCGCUGUGGGAAAUGGUGCAGGAAGGGAUAGACAUCAAAACGAUCCAGUGGUCUCAACAUUGAGAUGGUCUGCAGUAAAAAAGCGUUUGAAUGAAGGUGAGAAAAGGUAAUUACGAUAUGAUAGGGUUAUUGAACGAUAUGUUUUAAAAACUAUUCUUGUUAGAAUUUUGCAACUUUACAGAGUGCAUGUAGCAAUAAACAAGUUAUGUUAA
This is a messenger RNA of Sabethes cyaneus, 1650 nucleotides long. RefSeq names its product cysteine desulfurase, mitochondrial (gene Nfs1). Gene Ontology annotation, molecular function: pyridoxal phosphate binding; cysteine desulfurase activity. Bases 158 to 1501 code for a protein of 447 amino acids. NCBI's taxonomy places the organism in Eukaryota, Metazoa, Arthropoda, Insecta, Diptera, Culicidae. The transcript is spliced from 3 exons. Gene Ontology annotation, biological process: [2Fe-2S] cluster assembly. The record is from RefSeq and is a predicted model, not a curated record. Gene Ontology annotation, cellular component: nucleus; mitochondrion; cytosol.